Solanum dulcamara is the source of this 989-nucleotide messenger RNA. Its product is annotated as auxin-responsive protein SAUR71. Gene Ontology annotation, biological process: response to auxin. Lineage: Eukaryota; Viridiplantae; Streptophyta; Magnoliopsida; Solanales; Solanaceae. The transcript has a single exon. The record is from RefSeq and is a predicted model, not a curated record. Bases 214 to 603 code for a protein of 129 amino acids.
CCUUUCUCCCCCACCCCACUAACAAUAAUUGUACCUGCCAAGUACGUCUCUCUGUACCUCUCAACUAUCCCUUCUUUCUUCAAACUCCCAUAACACCCAUCUAUAUAAACACCAACCCCCACACUCUUUCUCCCUCAACUUCUCCACACGCACUUGUCUCGUUUCUCCAUUAUUACCCUUUUCUCCCCCUUCCCCUCCCAAUCAACACGAAAAAUGAAGAAACUUAUUCGACGUUUAUCCCGUGUAGCUGAUUCUUCCUCUAACUACUCCUUGCUCCGUUCCGAAUCCCGGUCCUCGUCUCGUCCCCGUCGGCUACAAUCCUUCCGUACUGGAAAGUUCAGAUCCGGCACCGGAGUUCCUGAAGGACACCUCCCUGUUUACGUCGGUGAUGAGAUGGAGAGAUUUAUUGUUAGUGCUGAACUUCUCAAUCAUCCAAUCUUCGUUGAACUCCUAAAUAAGUCGGCUCAAGAGUAUGGUUAUGAGCAGAGAGGUGUUCUUCGUAUCCCCUGCCAUGUACUCAUCUUCGAACGAGUACUCGAAGCUCUUCGGAUCGGCGAUGACCUUCAGGAUCUUCUCAGUGCUCUCUCCGAUGACUUGCUUUAGCGCUAGCUGUGUCUAAGAUUUUUCUUCUGCCUUUUUUUUUUUGCUCUGCUUUUUUUCGUCGUUGCUACGAAACAGUGGAAUUUGCGGUUAGGUAGAGCAGAUCUCGAUCGAAGAUACUAUUAGUUACUAGAGCGAGCGUGUUUUCUCUGUUUUUCCCCUUUCUGAGUCGUGUAAAUAUUCUGUGAUCGAUGGAAAAGGUGGAGGAGGAUUUCAGCAAAAGUAGAAACACGAAAAUGUGAUUCACAUAUACUACUUCUUACUGUACAUUUUUAAAAUAUUUUUACGUUUCAAUUUUGUUAUGGUAUUUAUCAAUUGCAAUUCAUCUUCCAUAUUAAAUUUGAAAACGCCUCAAUGGCGAUUUGUAGCAGGUGGGGACCUUUCUGUAA